AUGCCUCCCCAGGCGCUGCGCUGGGAGUUUGGCCUAAGCCGCUCCCAGGUUAUGAAAAGGGUCUCUCACAUAUCUCCCCAAUGGAUCACUUCAUCUGACCAAGGCAACUGCAUCUUGGGGGUGAAGUUGGAGGAGCUGCUUUCCAGCCAGAGCCUGUUGCACAAGCCUUCCCCUCAACAGAGGGAUUAUGUACUUGUUGUACCCAAGCAUGGGGGCUCACUGAAGCUCAAUUUUGGGAGCUUCGACGGGUCCAGGCUCCCAGACCGCAACUACAUGCUGUGUCGUGACGACCACGCAUUGCGUCUUGUCAUCCGGUGGGAAACGAUAGAGGACGAUACCCCAACGCAGACCCAAGUUUGCUUGGUUUUCAAGAUUCCUGCAGACUUCGACCACGUUUUGAAGGACUUUGGGGAUCUGAACCUACCUCCAAGAGCACUUCAGCAGGCACCACGCACUUCUCAACCAGUGUUCAGACGUCCGGAGCCAUUCGCUGGCCGCUUGGCGGCAUCUCAGCCCAGACCGUUUCACAGAGGCAUGAGCGAAGUUCCCUCCGAUGCCAGGCCAAGGGUCAUAUAUCAGCAGCAGCAGGCCUGCAGUUGGUCAUAG
Molecule: messenger RNA, 606 nt
Organism: Colletotrichum siamense
Lineage: Eukaryota; Fungi; Ascomycota; Sordariomycetes; Glomerellales; Glomerellaceae
Exons: 4
Coding region: 1-606 (201 amino acids)
Source: RefSeq, a predicted model, not a curated record